AUGUCUUCGAAGUGGCUCUUUCGAGCAUACUCUGAUCGCUCACAAGGAUUCAACUCUAGCACCCUCUUUGCGCCCAAGGCAGCACUGAAUUUGCCGGAUCCACGACACUAUCGUUGUCCAGACUUCGACAAGGCCGCCGAGCUAGAACUGGCUCUCAAGUGGAACCCAGAAUCGGACCGCUUAAUCUUUUUCAGCAACUCUCUGCUAUUCGCACUCGCAGUUGCUGCUUAUCGAGAUUCCUCCGGCGAGAGCGAUAUCAACAUCGUCUGCAUCGAUACCGACUAUGCCCGGACGCCCUUUGGAGAGAAAGUCGUUUUUGAGAAUGCGGCGAGCAUAUUUGAGACGUCCAACCACGCCGGCAUCAAGAAUUCCGACGGUAGUCAACGUAGCUGCUCUGAUGUCUUUGUCGCGACAGAGUGCGUCGAAUUGGGACGCGCGUCUUGCGCAAGCUACGAGGUCCUGAAAGGAGCAGGUCUGUAUGCUCUGUUUCCCAGAUAUGCACCUCAGUUGAACAGAAGUGGCAUGCAAUAUCGGCGACGUUUGAACAUUGUGAUCGAGGAUAUGAGAGCAUACGGGUUCAAAGGGGUCCAUUCAUGGACAGCAGGUCAAAUCGAUACCAUGGCAGCUCUUGCGUCUGCUUUCCGAACGACAGCUGGACGACGUUCGACGUUCCCAGUGCAUGUGCUGGCGGCUUUUCUGGCAUUUAAGAAGGCGGAUCCUUCACAUACAGUUCUGCGGUCAUGGCUCCGAAGAACUCGCCGAGAUGUCGUGAUGCUCGACGAGGAUGAUAUCUUGGCGAAUGAGAAUGAAUCGGAGAUUGAGCAAGUCCACGAGAAUAUCGGCUUGGGACCAGAGGUCAUUCUUCAGCUUGAUAUGAUGGAGACGCUUCGCCGCUUCCAGGUCACGGAGUUGUCCACUACAAUGAACAUACCGCUUUCCGAAGCAGAGAUCAACGGCGAGAUAGAAGCGUGGGAGACCUGGCUGUGGGACAAACACCAAUUAUGGCGUCGUCAACGCGAUGAAACCUCUCGAAAGCCGUCAAGGGACCUCCAGAAUUCUCGCAGUCGAAAAAGAGGUCGAGGUGAUCGCUCAAGGUCACACAACCGAGGCCGCACAAGACCGAGUAACGCGAAUUACCAGCGGGCCAUCGAUACUGGCAGCACCAUAGAUCGGACUUCUUCGUCGCAGCAAUCACAACUAGUCAAGAAGAAAAGGCAGUACACUCCUGGCAAUGAUGGGAGCAGUCUCGAUACCGCAAUCCUGCUAUCUGACUCUGACGAAGAGGCGGAGAAGUCGGACGGGAUGGCCUAA
Molecule: messenger RNA, 1311 nt
Organism: Pseudocercospora fijiensis CIRAD86
Lineage: Eukaryota; Fungi; Ascomycota; Dothideomycetes; Mycosphaerellales; Mycosphaerellaceae
Exons: 2
Coding region: 1-1311 (436 amino acids)
Source: RefSeq, a predicted model, not a curated record